AUGGAUGAUAAUCUCAUUGGAGAUUAUGUUGUCUUGAUGGAUUAGAAAUUAGGUUAAGGUGCUUUUGGGGAAGCUUAUAAAUGUUAUAAAAGAGGUAAUAGUGAUGUGGAAUAUUGCAUAAAAAUAAUAAAGAAAUCCAUACCUGCUAAUCCCUAAAAAGAAGAAAAAUAAAAGAAAUAACUAUAAGCUGAAAUUCAUACAUUCAAAUAGUUAAAAGAUUAAGAUUGUGAGAAUUUAGUCAAAAUGAUAGACAUUAUUGAUUUAUCUUCUAGAUUAUGUAUUAUAAUGGAAUUAUGUGAAUAUGAUUUAGAGAAGGAACUUUUAUAAUUUAAAAAAGAUAACAAAUGGCCUUCAAGAUUAGAGAUUAUGGAUAUGAUGAAAUAAAUACUUAAAGGUGCUGAUGCUUUAAUUCGAAAUCAUAUUAUACAUAGAGAUAUCAAGCCCUAAAAUAUUCUAGUAUAAAUUGUUAACAAAGGAACUUCAAAUUAGAGGAAAAUUUAUAAAGUAGCAUUCUCUACUAUUCUCUUUAGAUAGCUGAUUUUGGUUUUACUAAAUACAUAGAAGAUAUAUACACUAAGGCUAAUUUAACUAGAGUUGGUACUCGUUCAUAUUGUGCACCUGAAAUUAUGAAAGGUAAGAAGUUUUCUUGUAAAUGUGAUAUUUAUUCUUAUGGAGUUGUUUUCCAUCAAAUUGUUUAUUUUAUGGAUUUUCCUAAAGAUUAUAAGACCGAAAUACAAUUAAAUUAGUAUUUUAAUUAAAUACAAAUUACUCCAUAUAAAUGUAAACCAUUAAAUGGUGAAUAUGGUAAUUUAAUUACUAAUUUAAUUGAAAAGAUGCUUAUAUAUGAUUAGGAUGAGAGAAUCUCAUUUGAAGAAUUACGUACUCAUGAAAUUGUGACAUUUACGAAAAGAUUAUAGGAUUCAAUCUUUUUACCUAUUUAAAGAACAUUUAAUUAAGAGGAUUAUAAAUAAGAAAUGAUAAAGAAUGAAGAAUAAAAAUUCUAAAGAUUAAAUUUAUUAAUAGAGAUAUUUUAUCGUAAAUUCUUACUUUGUAAGUACUUUGUUGAUUUUAUGAAAUAGAUCACAAAUAUGAAUAAUAUUGAAUACUUAAUUUUUUAAUUAAUUAUUUAAUUGAUUGGAUGUUAGUAAAUUCUUUAUGGAUUUGCAAUGAUAAAUUGUAUUAUAAGUGAUUUAGAACCAACUAUUGUAAAUGAUAAUGAUGUACCUUAACUUAUAGACCUUUUAAAUUAAUUUAUGAAAAAAUCACAGGAAAACAAUGACUAUAUGAAAUUAUAAAAGUAAUUAACAAAUGACUUUUAUUAAUCAAAGAUAACAUAUCAAUAAGACUUAAAUAAAUUAUAUUAACUUAGAGUUGAAAAAAAUUGGACAUAAAAUUAACCUUAAUUUUAAUUGUUAUAUAAAUCCAAAACCUAAAAAAUACCUAUUCAAAAUUGCUGUUUAGUAUUGUAAGAUUUGACUAAUAAUAGUAGAAAUAUCAAUGAUUUAGUCUCUAAAUGCGACAAGUAAUAAUCAAUAUUAUUUAUAAUAUUAGAAAAAUAUAAUAGUUUCUUUAAACAAUAAAACAAAUUGAUACACAAUUUGAUAUAGUAGAUUAUAGAAUUAUAAAUCCUGAUGAUAUUUUUAAAAUUUGA
Molecule: messenger RNA, 1651 nt
Organism: Paramecium pentaurelia
Lineage: Eukaryota; Ciliophora; Oligohymenophorea; Peniculida; Parameciidae
Source: the annotation of a GenBank genome assembly